Messenger RNA from Volvox carteri f. nagariensis, 393 nucleotides. RefSeq lists its product as uncharacterized. The transcript is spliced from 2 exons. Lineage: Eukaryota; Viridiplantae; Chlorophyta; Chlorophyceae; Chlamydomonadales; Volvocaceae. Bases 1 to 393 code for a protein of 130 amino acids. The record is from RefSeq and is a predicted model, not a curated record.
AUGGCAUCUGUCAAGUUGGCCAAACUGCCGCCAUUGGAAAGGCUGGGGAUUGUAGCUGGGGCGCUUAACGCGGCAGUCGGGUGCAUUGCACCUCGCCGUGUCGUCAAGGAAGAUAGGCGGCAACAGCAGCAGCAGCUGAUGCUACUGCCGUCGUUGGCCAAGAUGCAGCUGCUUCCGCCUGAUGAUGAUGGUGUUGUUGUUGAUCAGUCCCCGCCGGUGGUGGAGAAGGAGGCGGAGGAGGCAGCACAACAGCAGCGGCAGGACGAGAAGGCGGAGACAGUAGAUUCGACCUAUGUGGUGGUGAGGGUGGAUACAUGUGGGGAGCUUUUGGGGGUCCGUGUAGGUCGUGCUUUGGAAUUUCGGGUUUUGGAGCGAGACGUCGUGUCGGUCUAG